This is a messenger RNA of Manis pentadactyla (Chinese pangolin), 1802 nucleotides long. It is a transcript of the gene PRXL2A, whose product is annotated as peroxiredoxin like 2A. The transcript has 7 exons. Bases 355 to 1044 code for a protein of 229 amino acids. NCBI's taxonomy places the organism in Eukaryota, Metazoa, Chordata, Mammalia, Pholidota, Manidae. The record is from RefSeq and is a predicted model, not a curated record.
GGGAAUGAUUUGUCAGCUCGCGCCCCAGCUCCGGGCGAGAGAGGAGGCGGGCGGGAGGGGAACGCAAGCGGGGAGUGCUGCACUCACGGCCAUGCGAGGCACGUGACGUCCGCGAAGGCGGGCUCCGCCGCGGCGCAGCAUCUGUUCAGAACUUUCUGAAUCUGACAUCUGAGAGAACAGCUGGGCCAGAGCUAGUCAGACAGUCACCCCAAGGCACAGAGGAGGAGUUGGAGACUGAGGCAAGAAGAUGAGAGCUCAUUCCUCCCGGUUGGCUGCCCAGCCAGAGCCUUGCACGGAGAUCAGAUUCCAGCUAUCCUAGGAGCAGUAACAUCUUCCUCCUCUCAGUCUCCAGGCAUGUCUUUCCUCCAGGAUACAAGUUUCUUCACCAUGGGGAUGUGGUCCAUUGGUGCGGGAGCUCUGGGGGCUGCUGCCUUGGCACUGCUCCUGGCCAACACAGACGUGUUUCUGUCCAAGACCCAGAAAGCAACGCUGGAGUAUCUGGAGGAUAUAGACCUGAAAACUCUGGAGAAGGAACCAAGGACUUUCAAAGCAAAGAAGCUCUGGGAAAAGAGUGGGGCUGUGAUUAUGGCUGUGCGGAGGCCAGGCUGUUUCCUAUGUCGAGAGGAGGCUGCAGACCUGUCCUCCCUGAAGCCCAAGUUGGACGAGCUGGGUGUCCCCCUCUAUGCAGUGGUGAAGGAGCAGAUUAGGACUGAAGUGGAGGACUUCCAGCCUUAUUUCAAAGGAGAAAUCUUCCUGGAUGAAAAGAAAAAGUUCUAUGGUCCCCAGAGGCGGAAGAUGAUGUUUCUGGGAUUUGUCCGUCUGGGUGUCUGGUACAACUUCUUCCGGGCCCGGAAUGGAGGCUUCUCCGGAAACCUGGAAGGCGAAGGCUUCAUCCUUGGGGGAGUUUUUGUGGUGGGAUCAGGAAAGCAGGGCAUUCUUCUUGAGCACCGAGAAAAAGAAUUUGGAGACAAAGUAAACCCAAUUUCUGUUCUGGAAGCUGCUAGGAAGAUCAAAGUACAGACUUCAGCCUCAGAGAAAAAAUGAUUGUGUGAAACUGCCCAGCUCAGGGAUAACAAGGGGCACACAUCUGUGUUCACAGGAUGUGUUAUGUUUCCACUCAUGUCCCUAAGAAGUUAGAAGACCACUUACGCCAUAUUCUCAGUAUAGAUCAUUAAUGUACUUUAAUACUGUAUUCUGUCUAAGCCCAAUAAGGCAAAACAGGUCCCAAACAAGACUGAUAAAGAUGUGAGGAACUAGUGAGGGUUAUUUCAGCUAAAACCUGGAAAAGGUGAGGCUUGAAGUUGAUUGCUAUACCUCACUACAAACAUAUAUAAGGUUUUUGAGUGCUCUUAUUUGAAAUGAGUUUUAUUUUCAUGUCUUCAAAAAUCUAAGGAAAGUUAAUGAUUGACUUGAAGAUUGAGAUUUUUUGUGAGCAUUUAGUAAUGUAGAUAACUGCUGAAUCAUUAUGUUGUACAUCCAAAACCAAUAUAAUACUGUGUAUCAACUCUACUUCAAUUUUAAAAAUUUUGUUUAAAUAAUAUAAGAUUUUUGGCUUGUGUAUUCUCUAUUAAUGGCUUGUUACAUAAUGUUAAAGUAAUACAUAAAGGAAUUGAUGUGUUCUAGAUGGCUUAAUAAAAGUAAAUUAUAAAGGGAAAUCUUUUUUCAUUGUCUUCCAUUCUAAUCUCAGAAGUCUGUUUUUCUAGAAGAAAUGAUCAUCUCUGGCUCUAAUAAUAUUAUACAUCAGAAAUUGCCUGUAAAACAAGUUUUUCUAAUAAAACCAACAAUAAAAAUAUUUACCAUAA